UGGCAGGAUACUACUGCUAAGUGCUCGUGCUGCUGCUGUGUUUACCUAAAAUCAUCAGUAUUAUUCACUAUUCACCCACAAACACUCCUACCACCAAGCACUUUCCAACUUUCUGUGCAAUUCCCCAGCUCUUUCCCGUUCUGUUGUGUUUUGGCGCUGCCCACCUUAAAACCUUCCUUUUCAACCUCUCACCUACUUUUCUCUCUCUUCUUUCUCACCACUACACAACACUCAAUCUUCCCACACGCUUCAACGCUCUCAACCCAAAUUCGUCAGCCUCUCCAGUUCGCUCUUCUGCUCGCAGAUUAUCACGAAGCUCAUCACAUACCUGAUUCAGUCUUCUAAAGUCACCCUUCAAUCCAACAAAAUGAAAUACUCGAUUGCUCUCAUUGCUGCUGUCAGCUCCCUUGCCGCGGCUCAAGCAUCAGGAGGGGAAUCGGGUCCGGCUGGUCACUGGGAUUACUCCGCCCUCUCAGAGUGUGGUCAAACUUGCAUUCGGAACAUGCUCCAGCUUGCGCCCACUCUUGGUUGCGAUGAAGGCGACCAUAACUGCUACUGCUGCAACGCUAACUUCGGGUAUGGCAUCCGCGACUGCGCCAAUGAGGCUUGCGACAAUGAGGAUGCCGUCAAGGUGCUCCAAUGGGGUGCAGCCGCUUGUGGGAACUCCGUCGGCGCCAACGGAUGCCCUCCGGACUCAACUCCGGCUCGAUCCAUCAUUGCCGGCGCUACCCAGGGCGGUGGCGAUGCCAUUCCCAGUGAGUCCUCGGCUCCUGAUGCCACUCCUACUAGCGACGUGAGCGAGUCCGCUUCCUCUGUUGCCAGCGACGCGUCCGAAUCUGCCUCUGGCAUCGGUGAAUCUGCGAGUUCUGAGGCCUCCGACGUCUCGAGCUCUGCCUUUGGCGACGCUUCCUCGGCUCCUUCUAGCUCGCAAACCAGCGCCCCGUCCUCUCGGACCUCCCCUGCCCCGACUAGCCCUGCAGACGAUGAGGCGGUUGCUGCGCCCACCAACGCAGCGCCAUUCAAGACUGCCGCGCCCGUCCUCGGUGCUGGUGCCAUGGCUGCACUUCUCCUCCUCUAA
Messenger RNA from Eremomyces bilateralis CBS 781.70, 1078 nucleotides. RefSeq lists its product as uncharacterized. The coding region runs from base 368 to 1078 and encodes 236 amino acids. NCBI's taxonomy places the organism in Eukaryota, Fungi, Ascomycota, Dothideomycetes, Eremomycetales, Eremomycetaceae. The record is from RefSeq and is a predicted model, not a curated record. The transcript has 3 exons.